Osmerus eperlanus (European smelt) is the source of this 1704-nucleotide messenger RNA. RefSeq names its product homeobox B5a (gene hoxb5a). Gene Ontology annotation, cellular component: nucleus. Lineage: Eukaryota; Metazoa; Chordata; Actinopteri; Osmeriformes; Osmeridae. Gene Ontology annotation, biological process: regulation of transcription by RNA polymerase II; anterior/posterior pattern specification. The record is from RefSeq and is a predicted model, not a curated record. The transcript has 2 exons. The coding region runs from base 130 to 963 and encodes 277 amino acids. Gene Ontology annotation, molecular function: RNA polymerase II cis-regulatory region sequence-specific DNA binding; DNA-binding transcription factor activity, RNA polymerase II-specific.
AUAUUUGGCCGCAUACAUAGCAAAAACGAAGUACAGUGCAUUGCUAUAAUUCAUUAAUACAUCAUAAAUCGUGAAGCACAGCGUUAUAACGACCAAGAUCUACAAAUCAAGCCCUCUAAAACAACCUAAAUGAGCUCUUACUUUGUAAACUCGUUCUCAGGGCGCUACCCAAAUGGCCCCGACUAUCAGUUACUAAAUUAUGGAACCAGCAACAGCGCUAUGAACGCCUCGUACAGGGACUCCGGCACCAUGCAUUCGGGCUCUUACGGCUACAACUACAAUGGAAUGGACCUAACCGUCAAUCGUUCAGGCAACGCCGGCCACUUUGGGGCUGUCGGAGACAACUCCCGAGGUUUCCAGUCUCCGGUCCCGGAGACGCGUUUCAGGCAGCCGUCAAGCUGCUCGCUGGCGUCCCCCGAGCCUCUGCCGUGCGCCAACAGCAGCGAGAGUCUGGGACCCAAAAGCUCUUCUCCCCUUUCCGACCAAGGCGUCUCGACAGCGGGCACAAACCUCACCAACACAACACAUUUCACUGAAAUAGACGAGGCAAGCGCUUCUUCUGAGACGGAGGAGGGCAACCAUAGAGCAAACACCAACACCGCGAGCCGGACGCAGCAGAAACAGGAGUCCACAGCAACCUCCACUACCGCGGCAUCGAGUGACGGACAAAGCCCACAGAUAUUUCCCUGGAUGAGGAAACUGCACAUUAGCCAUGAUAUGACGGGACCAGACGGCAAAAGAGCGAGAACCGCUUACACGCGCUAUCAGACGCUAGAGCUGGAGAAAGAGUUCCAUUUCAAUAGGUACCUAACCCGGAGGAGGAGGAUAGAGAUAGCCCACGCGCUCUGCCUCUCAGAACGGCAAAUUAAGAUCUGGUUCCAGAACCGAAGGAUGAAAUGGAAAAAGGACAAUAAACUGAAGAGUAUGAGUCUGGCUACUGCAGGUAGCGCGUUCCAGCCGUAGUGGCCACGCUAAUUAACAGAAAUCGAAGAAAUGAUUACACGGAUUCAAAAUAGAUUUCAAAAACAUUAUAACUGAGUACUGUACAGAGCGGCACCUUUUGGCAUGUUCUUGAUGUUUUAGAACAACUUAACCUCUACUGUGGUACUGCUUCUAUAUAUACAAAAAAACGUUAGUGUUCAUAUGUUAUUGUCUUUUAAAUACAGUGAUUAUUGUUUGGAGAUUAAAAAGAGAGAAAAUGCUACCAAUGCCGCCAGUUGUUAAUGUUAUAAAUAUCGUUUGUGUCAAGUGCUAUGUUAAUGCUUUCUUGAAAGUUGGCAUGUGAGCUCUUAAAUGUUAUAACUUAUUUACGACUAUAACGAGUGUACACCUUUGAGUUUACAGCUUUAAAGACUCUGCUCAAAUAUGAAGUGAAGUUAGUGUAGAGGGGCCCCCUGCUUUUAGGCUACAGGAAUCUUGAGGUCUCCUUCAAGUUCUCCAUACCAUUGUUUGAAUUAUAUCGUUGGCUUUUGUCACGUGUUCAAAUUUGUCAUUUAUUUUCUGGAAAGAAAGGAAACUUGUGCAUAAAAAAAAUACAACAUAGAUUCCUGUAUUCGUUCAUAAGUGUAUAGUUAUAUUCGAUAUGUAAUUGUAUAUUAUUGGAUCAUGUUUAUGUUCCAGAGAGGGUGUACAUAUUAACAUUUUUAAUGUGACCAAUUGGCUAUUUGUAGUGGGCAGAGCAUAUGACAACUAUGUGUGUAUGUG